Messenger RNA from Xyrichtys novacula (pearly razorfish), 27055 nucleotides. The record is from the annotation of a GenBank genome assembly. NCBI's taxonomy places the organism in Eukaryota, Metazoa, Chordata, Actinopteri, Labriformes, Labridae.
AUGCUGUGUGAUCAUGCAGCUCUGCAGCCUCUCAGCAUCCUGACCCUGCGGUGUCCGCCUCGCUCUCUUAGCUCCUCCCUUGGCUUUAUAGUUGCGCUUAAACUGGACCUCCAUCAGAUCACUCCCCGCUCCAUCCUUUUUGUUUCUCAGUCCUGCAACAAGAAGAACAAGAAAGAGAUGCAGUUUACGCGUGUCCCGCUCCCGAGCCUGUCCCUGUGGAUUAUUCUCCUCCUCAGCUCUGGAGUCGACGCCCGGAAGCAGCGCGAUGAAGGUGAUGAUGAGGAGUCCUGGUCAGAGAGCGUGUCUAGGGCCAGGUGUGCGUCCCGGUGCCUCAGUCUACACAGCGUGGAGGCGCUGUCCGUCUCCACACCGCUGCAGGUAAGGGCGCAGAGCGCACCGGAGCAGCGCGCACAAGCGUGCCAAACAAGUUUUUAGCUUUUAGUGUGGGGUUAUAGCGACUUUAAAGUUAUUACAGAGGCUUAAAAAAAGAGUUAGCAAACCAACGACUCUUCUUUUUGUGUGAGUGCAACCAAAUGUCGUCUUUAUAGCGAACCUUUAUGACAGCAGCUGUUCCCCAAGCUGUUAGUUUGAUGGAGAAAUCUUACAGUAGCUGUUAGGAGAACUAAUGCUGACACUCUGUAAAAGACAAUUGAAUAACGCCACAUCAAAUCAAGUGUUUAUUCUUAUAACAGAAUUUUUAAAGCACUAAUGCAAAUACUUUGUGCUAUUAGACAGUUUACAAGUGGUAUAUAUAUCAGUGAUUUUUUCUCUUUACUUGGGUGAAGUUGUGACAUAGGAGCUGAAUAUGUUCAGUUGAGUCAUAAGUGAAGGAAAAAUUUCCAUCAUGGAGUGAAAUCAGGUCUAAUGUAGGAGGCUCCAUUGGUAAAGUUAGGCACAGGAAUGAUAAGAAGAACAACAUAUUCAAUGUUUACAUCUAGCAUUAAUAUUUAUGACAUGAAGAUUGACAGCAUAUGUAGCAUUUAGAUUGAACUUGUCAAAUGUUAGAUGUCUUAAUACCCAACAUUUUUGAUUUUAUAGAUACGUCAACAUUUACAUAUCUUUUAUGACAAAAUAAAUGUUAUACAAUUGCCAAAUAUAUAUUGGUGUGUAAAUUCCUGAUUCGAAUCCAAGGCAAGACGAUACAUUUGUUUUGAUUGUUUAACUGGUCUGGUUUGCGUUCACAAAGGACAAACUCAAUUGCUCCAGAAAACAGAACCAGAAGUCACGUGACCGCAAAUACCGUUCGGUUAUUGGUCAUUAGUUUAUGCGGGAAUACAAACCCCACUCUGCUGUCUUCGCCUGUCAUGAACGGCUCAAUAGCCAGCGAGUGCGAACUGCGGCAUUAAUUAAUUCAUUCCAGAGUAGACGUGCUGCAAACAACAGACAGAUAAAGACGAGACGGCGACAGGCAUUAAUGAGAGCCUACCACCAUUUCCUGUGAUUGGUGUGGAUGACGUUCACACCAGAAAUGAACCGCUCCAGAGUUCCCUUGAUAGUGGUCCGAGACCACUUCAUCAGGCGGACCAGAGUUUGUUUAUUUGGUCCACACCAGAGUUCGGGGUCACCGACCAAAACAAACCGCACCAAGGGGGUAAAUGCUCCAGGGUUCGGUUCAACCGGACUAAAAGAGGGUGGUGUGAAUGCGCCCUAAAUGUCACAUUUCAGUGAAGUAUUUCUUCACACUCAAUUCAGCCAAACCCUCAUGAACUCCUGACCCCUGAGUCAACUCACGAACCUGAAAUAAUCCAAAAAGAACCCCUCAAUGUUCCUUAACUAUGGUGCACAUGAAGAGAAAAUAAACCUUGUGGAAAUUUUUAUUCUGAUGGGAACAUAAGGCUUGUUAUCCUGAUAAUACUCAUGCAUAUUAUACACACAAACAAACACACACACACACACACACACACACACACAAAUGCAGCAGUGAGGCUUCUCUUUGCUGCCGGCUGCAGACUGAAGUGGACAGGAUCUCUGCUCUCCUACUUAGAGCGAUGAAUCUGCACACAGUGACGGCCCACUCUGAAAAAAAAAAAGGAGGAAUCAGACUAAAUCAUGAGAGCUUCUGUUCUCCUGUCUGAUUUUGUUUUAUUCUAUCUGCACUCAAACAUGAACUUUAGUGAGAAACCCUCCACCCUUGGCUCUGCACGUCACAUGGGAUGCAUCACUCUCAGGUCUGGUCUCAUGCAUGGAUGGGAAACGAGUCGAUGAUGGUUUUGCACAGCUCUCAUGUUCGAUGAUUGGCUGCUGAAGUGUGAAACACAGUCACAUUGACCUAAUGCAUGUGGGAUGGGAAUGGUGUGUCCUGUAGCCCUCUUCCUCAACCCCCCUCUGAUUUUUCACUCAGAGUGAACCCAUCUAGAAGCAGUUUUCGUGAACGGGUUUAAUAGUCUUGCAGGCUAUCCUAGCUUUAGUCUCUGUUCCCUCAACCAGUUCCUAAACAAAGGGGCUGGACUGACUAGGAUCUCCUGUGGUUGAAACUAGGACUGGGUGAUAUGGCUUCAAAUCAAUAUGACGAUAUAUCGAGCAGUUCACCUCGACAACGAUAAAUGGAUGAUAACUACUCCACAAGCUGCUCACGCCCUCCCACAUCAGCUUCGUCUACCUCAGCCACUACAACUUUUGAACCGUCCUCCAUCUCCUCACCUGUCUUUCCCUCUUUGUUACAGACUCGAUGGGGUGGAGUCACAUCUCCGACGUAGGUUUAAAAGGGACAUGAGAACAUAGUCUACCUACACACAUCCAAAACCAACUUUAAUUUAUUUUUUUACAGUGAACAUACUGAUAUGGGCAAAAUGAUGUUGGUUAUUGUCCUAAAUUUCGGUAUCUGCAAAUUUUCGGUUCACUGCCCAGACCUAGUUGAUACACUUUCUAUCAUCAAACAUAAAAACCAAACUGUCCCUUGAGAUGCGUUCUGGACCAAUGGUGCACCCGACUUUAUUCGUGCAUCUCUAACCUUGAGUUUGUAACAGAAGUUUCAUGUUUUUUUUUUGUCUCUCAGCACCAUCCUUGUUCAAACGUCAUUAAAAAUCCAGUAACAAGCCCUAAUGUUGCACUGGGCCUCAUGCUUUUAUUACUAUGAACACUCUCACUGCUGUUCAUAUUGGACCCAAUCAAACCUCCUGCAGCCAGGAAUGAUAAUACAGAACCAAACAGACUUAUUUUUCCCCCAGAAGAAUUUUAUGUCUUCAUUCUGUCUGACUGAUGUUUGCUAAAAACUGCAGCGAGCAGCUGUUACAGACAGUGAUUCAGCUCUUUUAUAUAGAUGACUCUAUAUUUGUAAAGCUGAAUGGAGCUGACGGGAAACAUGGUUUCUAAUAAUUUGCACGGAUUUAUAAGACUUUGAAAUGUUAAUCAGACACUUCAACAAAUCCUGGAUAUGUAGAAAAAGGUGUGUCGCCGAGUUCCCUGUUUGCCUCUCCACUCUGAAAUGUACAUGUAUUGUUCGACCGUCUCCUGUGACUCGAGCGGUGAUCCUGGAUGCCUGCUCAUUAUUUUUCUGCAAACAGCCGCGGGCUCGCAGCAGGGAGCCGUGAAGGACGACCAGCUCCGCAGAGUAGAGGAAAAACAGUCAUUUGUCUUUGGACAGAAAAAAGAAGUGUUUCCUCUGAGCUGUGACAGAGCUGUGAGCCAUAAUGAGGACAUUAACACAAGCUCUUCUGCAUUUAAUCCAAUUAGAAACACCUAAUAAUCCAUGCUCAUGUUUUUUUUCUUUUUUUUUCUUGUCUCUCUCUGCAGAAUAACGGAUCCUUGGGCUGGUGUCAACACCACAAACAGUGCGCUAAGGUAUGUAAAACUGCAGUAUCAGUUUAGUCUGAGAGUUUAAAGCAAGCAUGUUUAAUGGAUGUAAUGGAUGCAACCUUGGGUUUGACGUUCAGGAUCAACCUUUGACACCUCAUAAAACUCAUUGAAAUCCUUUUGUGCAAUUUUUUACUAAAGAUUGUGGCCAUUUUUAUAGAGUUAAAUGCAAAAAUUCCAAAAUUUGCCCUACCUCACAAUGGUAAAGAAUCCUUCAAAAAAUUCCUGGAUCCAGAAGGCGAUCCGGAUCACCACCAAAAUGUAAAACAAACAAACAAACAAACAAACCAAUGCUACCGAAAACAUAACCUCCUUGGCGGAGGUACAUGUAUUUGUUUUAGCAGACACCCGGUUACCUGUGGACAUGGCCUAAGCCUAGCAGUUCCCUUAUUGAUCCCUUCCAUUUAGCUCCACAUGCCAGGCAAAACAAAGGUGCAACAUGGUGGGCAGUCAGUGCAAACAAUCAUGACAGCCAGAGGACUGGAGCGGCCUAAAAUGCUGCUAUAUGCAACAUUAAACUGUUGUGCUUUUACAAAACAAGCCCUAAAAGUAGGACCAACUCAAGGUAAAGCUUUAGUGUUUUUUUUUUCAGCCUGCAGCAAUAAAACAGGCUGUAAAAGCUGCAACCUGCUAGUCUGUCUUGGCCCCAGCUUCUCACCCAAAGUUAGGCUGUAUUCCUAACACAGUGACGGCCAUCUUUGGGCUUCACAACGCCUCUUCAGAAAGCAGUGAGUGACGACACUGAGUCGACGCCCAUGUUUUUUCACAGGCUUUGUUUGCAAACUGCGUGUGGAGAAAGUGUGCAUGUACCCAGCUGUCUUUUUAAAUCACACAAGCCAAACCGCAGCUGUAUCACGACAACUGAUCAAAGAUUAUAAAAGUAGUUUUAGCUUCCCCAGCACGCAAACAAUCACCACAAUUCAAACAAAUAAGAUCAUCUGUUCUGUGGACUCAUGAGCCACCAAACAAACAACGCAUCCCAACAAAAAAGCCAACCACAGGCUGACGUAUCUGAGCUGCAGCUCCAAAAAAACAUGACGCGUCUUUGAUCAAGAAGCUGCAGAGAACAUGAGAGAGAUGUGAAAUCAGUUUUAAUACUUCAGAGAGGACCUGUCACCGCCGAGCGACUCUGACAGAGUUUACCACAUCUACAUUUAGAGCUCUGCUGCUGCACAAUGACGGGAACUGAAGAACCCAGAGGACCAAGCUGAGCGCAGACAGAGAGAGUCUUUAGAGCUCACAUCACGCCACUGAGCCUUUUAUUUCACUAUUAAACAGCAAUAAACAGGAGCCUAAUUUCCAAAGCUCUCCAAACUAACAGUCCCUCAGGGCAAACGCUGCUUUAAACACCUAAAAAAGUUGUGGAUUAGAACAUUUCUGCAAUUUUCUAUUAAGUUUUGUUUAUUGAGUACAUUUCCUGCGUAUUUUCCCCAGUUUCUCUGUUCCCUAUUGUUACCUGUAUUCCAGUCUUAUGAGUUUUCAGUCUGUGUUUGACCCUGUUUUCCUCCUGUUCUCUGUGUUUUAUUCUUUAAAUCAGUUUUCAGUGUUUAUUUUUCUGUUUUAUUUUGUAGUAGUUGAUUCCUUGUGUUUCUAGUCUGGUUUUACCUCCCUAUUUUUCCCUCCUUCGUUAAUCACUCAUGAUUUCACCUGUGUCUCCUCUGCCACACCUGUUGCUCGUUAGUGCUUGUUACCCUGUGUGUAUAUAUAGUCCCUGUCUUCCCCUGUUUCUUUGUUGGUUCAUUCUGUCAUGAGCCAGGGCUAAAAAAAAGAAAAGAAAGAGGACCCAAAACGCAGGCAAAAAAUUAUUUAAUAAAUAAAAGACGAAAGGUCCUUUCACACUGGGAUCAUUUUUGUCGUGCGAUUAUUUUGGACGUCAGUAUUUUUUUUCGAACCCAUAUCCUGUCAAUACAAGCAUUCACAUCAGCGAUCUUUCCUGUCCUGCGAUAUUGCAGCAUUUAUUUUUUCAGAUCACGGUCAAUUUUCUAAAGUUUCGCAUACUGUGUGUCCACUUCUGACCAACCAGAUUUCGUGUUGUUGCGACGUCAGAUUCACCGGUAUAUCCAACAUGGCCGACCAGCUGAUUGUUUACGUUUAUUGUUUGAUGAAAGACACAAACAUUACAAAGACAACGACCUGAAGGAUAAUUUGUGGAGAGUCACAGUGUCGGAUUUCUCAUAUGACGAUGUUUUGUGUGCUUUUACAGUUUGCUAAACGUCUAAACAGUCAGUCCGAUGUUGUGUCAGUCUUCUCGCUUCUGCUUCUUCUUCUUCAGACUAGAAACACAAGGAAUCAACUACUACAAAAUAAAACAGGAAAUAAAACUGAAAACUGAUCUAAAGAAUAAAACACUGAGAACAGGAGAGAAACAGGGUCAAACACAAACUGAAAAUGUCUUCCUGGGGGACAAGUCAGGACUGCAUCGGGCUAGUUUCUUUGCAGGACUUUUCUCCUACAGAGCCGUGCUGUUGUAACCCCUGCAGAAUGUGGUUUGCUGAAAUACGAAGGUCUUCCCUGAAAAACUCAUCAUCUGGUUGUUCCUUUAAUUACUUCAUCGAAAUGUAUUGCUGGCCUUCAACUCCAAAAUUAACAUAUUUUUCACAGAACAGUAAGAUCACUGUAUUCAAAGAUAUUUUAAGCAUCUAGGGACUCUGUCUAUUGGGACUGUUAAGAUGAAUCAUACUGUAGAGGAUAAUAAAAGCUUUAAUCUGGAUUUAUGUUACUUCUUAAAGCAUCUGAGCUGAUCACAAAGGAGGACACAAAGAGGGUAGGAAGUCAGCAGUUAGCUGAAGACGUAAAUCUGCGCAUAAUACCAUCAUAAGUGAUGUCUGAACAUGAAUCAGAGAGCAUGUUCGGAUAAAAACACGAAGAGGAUGAGGCAGCAUCUCAUUUCCUUACCUAAUUCAUGCUGUCAUGAAAACAUUCCCUCCCUGUGAUCACUCACUAAAGGCCUGAAUAUCUCAUUUUACCAGCUCUUAAUAAUGCAGCUGGGGAGAUGUCUGACGCGCCAACAUGUCAUCACAAUUAGCCGUCACUGGGAUCGCAUGGUUAACAAAGUGAGAGGCUGCUGAGGCGCGUUAAUAUCUCCAUCACUCUGCGAGGAGACGAUGCUUCUCUUGAGAGCUGUUAAGGACCAAAAAGGGCUCAGAGUCGCAAUUAGGAAGAGGAAUAAAGUAUCCAAGCCUCGUUAUGUGGAAGUUACAAAGAAAACUUUCAUGUUACGGAUGUUUUACCAGAAAGGGGAGUUUGUACGGCAUGUUUUCUUUCCGUUUCCUCUCUGCAUCCGUCAUGAGUGUUGGCGUAUCAGCUGGGAACCUGACAUGAUGUAUAGCACAUCAGAGAAUAAGAGCAGAGUGUGAUGAUGAAUGUUAGAGCUGAGAAAUGGGUAAUAAGUACUACAGUGCACCAACAUGAAUCAAUACAUGUUUACACACACACACACAUGCACAGAGCAGGGAGUGAUUUAUUGCUGCACAGUGAUGCACAUAUAUGUAAAGGUGCACAUGUGCCUGAAAACAUACAUGAAGGUAAGGUGAUGUAUUACUCUUAUCCCACCACGUGAGGGGAAUAUACAUUUCAAACCUUCAGCUUUAUUUCAAGGUCAAAAUGGUGGAUUUUUAAAAUGAUUCCUGAUGGCUUUAUUCGUGUGCUUUCACCUGAAGAAGGUAAACAGGCUGUAAUGUCUGCAACAUAAUCCUCAUUGGAGUAAACUAUGUCCUCUUUAAGUUCUUGUUUUGGUCUUGUAAGGCUCAGAGAAAGGUACAGGUGAGUUUCUUUUAGUUUAAGUUCAAGCAAGACUAUGACUGGGUUGGUUUAGUGGAAAAAAAAUAACAAAUACAACUUAGAGGGAUAUUCCAGUGAAUAAUUUAGAUAGGGUCAAACACACUGUAACACCGAUUAAGACACCCCCUUAAGAGAUGAAUGUUGCCGAUUGCUUGCUUCUCGAGUUAUACCAACUUUCGUAACGACCGCACGUUAGCAAUACACAGCGGUCUACAUCUCCACGUGCAAACCUCAAGCAAAAAGCCACUCUAUAGAAACAAAUAAUGCUCAGAACAGCACCUAACUUCAUCAACAGUACAUACAGGGUCCCAGCCAUAGUACUAGUACCAUAGUACCAAACACACCUUACCAGCUUUCCUCCAGCAGUCGCCUGUUUGUAGGGAGAGCCCUGACGAGUCAAUCACCGAGUGCAGCGGAUCAUUUCCAUGAAGUAAUAAUCAUCAUAAUAAUCAUUUUGCACUGCAGAAGGGGUAGUUCUUCUGCCUUAGCGUCUUAGUCUGAUUGCAUUUCUAUGAAGUAAUGAUCAUAAAUGUUCUUCCUUGAGCUGCGAAACUCCGCUGUACUCAGUGAUUGACUCGUCAGAGCUCCCCCCACAAACAAGCGGCUGCUGGAGGAGAGUGGGUGAGUUGUGUUUAGUCUCUCUGCUAAAGAAAUUAGGCAACGCUAAAAAGAUGUUUAGUGGCUAGUACUUUGGCUGAGACUCUAUAUGUACUGUUGAUGAAGUUAGGUGCUGUUCUGAACAUUAUUUGUGGCUAUAGAGUGGCUUUUUGGUUGCGGUUUGCAUGUGGAGACAUAAACCGCUGUGUAUUGCUAUCAUGCGGUUGUUACUUAAGUUGGUAUAACUAGAGAAGCAAGCGGUCGGCAACAUUCAUCUCUCGAGGGGGUGUCUAACUUGUGUGUUCGACCCUAAUAAUUUAAUGCCGGAAUAUCCCUUUAAUGUUGAGUCUGAUUUGUAGUUUGUGGGCUUUUCACUGUAGUUCUUCUGCCACAAGCACACACAGUUUCACUGUUGAAUUAUUAAUCCACGCCUACAAAGUCGAUAAAUGGCUACACCGCUGGUAUGAAGCCCAAUGCCGAUGAGUGGAGAGCAGAGGUCCUCCAUAUCUGGAAAAUAACCUCACUAAUGUGGAUGAAACGACUCACACUGGGGUUUUAUUGCAUGAGGGAAAUCAACACGUCCUGCUAUAAUGACAGUUUCUCAGCUUUAUUUUGAUGCAGGUUGCAGAAGUUUGACUGAAAUGAAACCACAGCCUCACAGUGAGUGAAUACAUUAAGCAAAUUCAGGUAUAGAUGAAGAUCCAAACUGGCCUCAUUACUGUGGCUUUUGUAACUCCAAUUUGUGCACAUCCAUGUUUUGAACAUCAGAACUACCUUUAAGAGUUGAGGCUUUUAAAGCGGCCAUGCGUGUUCUAUAGUGGUGCCAGUUUCUAGUUAAAGUAUACAGAAGAAAUCAAGUCAAGCUAAUCUCUCUGGGUUUGGUUUGGAGCUCUUCCUGAUGCCCUAUUUUUAAAUUCAAAGAUUCGUUUUUGCAGAUCUUGAUAUUGACACAUCUCCAUCCAGCUCUUAAUCUCAGUCCUGAUGAAAAGCUCGUUGAAGCGGGUUUCUGUGUGACAGCCCAUCUCGCUGGCUCCUGACCACUUGGCCUGGGCUCGUCCUCGUAGACUCGGUGGUAAUGAGUGCUUGUUAAUCCUUCUGUCACUAUCUCCUCCAGGCAGACGGCCAUUUGCGAGUGCCAGAGUUGAUUAGCACCGCACUCCCACACAGUCCGGUUCAAUCAAGCUCUUAAGGAGGAGUUUAAGAUGGCACUACUGUAGCAUCAGAUCCGCCGUCUGCACUGACACCACAGUCUGAACUCACAACCUGGACAGUCGGCAUUGAGCGUGCUGGAAUCAGUCUUUCAGAAGCACUUGGCAGUCAUUAGUGGACUUCAACACCCCCUGCAGCCUUGUUGGGAUGUUUGUCAGGGAGCCAGACAUCCUCCUGCUUCUAUAAAAACUACUUGUGAAAUAAUUUGCUCACAGUCCGCUCCUUGGGAAAAGCCGAGGUCUUGUCUGAGGAUGUUUUUAAAGGUCUGGAACGCUUUCAAAGAGUGUGCGAGCUGUUGAAACAGGAAGCUGGAGACAAACACGGGGCCUGUUUGCUCUCGGAGGGGCUCGUCUGGGCAGCGAAUCAAACAGCGUCGAGUACCGAAUGAUGAAGAGCAUUUUGCACGGUCAGCAGAGAAGUCGUUCGCUCCAUUAUCUCUGCUUGGUCAUGGAGGAGCGCUGCUGCCAAACACACACUAAGAAACACACACAGACUGAGUAAACACGAGGCUGCGACCUGCGGAGAACAGCUCGGGUGCCAAACCAUUUCCAAUUUGGUGCUAAAAUCUGCAGCCAAGACAAAAGUCUCUGCAGAGACUGAGGUGCUCUCUCAAAUCUCUUCCUACCACUUCUCAAAGUUCUCCCCGCUCAGCUGUAUUUGUGGCGUUCGGGGGUGAAAUGCUCGAUUUAAGCUUGAAAUGGAGCGGAAAACUAACCAGCGCUGAGGUGAUGCUGGGAAUGGCGAGGGAGGGAGCGUCGGUCUGGAUUAGUGGACGAGCUCUCCCAGAGAGGCCGGGGGAAGGAUGAUGGGAGAUGGCAGGCUUGGCAGAGCUAUCAGACAUGCUCCAAGGAGUCUUCAUCACAGAGGAGGAAGAGCCGCAUGGACUCUGUAAGCACUGUGGACUCUGGGAGUGUGGGCACCUUGUUUUACUGGAAACCAGUUCUAUCCCGCCUCUGGGUCAGUGUGGAUGCUCCAAAAGCUCCUGGAGUGAACAUUAAAUCAAAGUGGUCUAAUCAGACAACUUUUACAGGAAUAUUAUCUGGCAAACAUCAGAAUAUGAGGAGCUGCAUGUGAAAAUCAAAAGCUUCAGCUGCACCAGUUUUACUUUAAGCAUGUGGCUAAUUAGGGGUUUGGAGAAAAAAUAGAUUCAUAUAAGUAUCGCAAUUUUUUCGUCUUACAAAUUUCAAGUCAAGUAUUUUGUUCAAAAAUGGAUUUUUUUUUUAAAUUUAAGAAUAAAAGUCCUUACACACCGAGGCCGGUGCGUAUAUAGAAUACAAAAUUACGAAAUAAUCGGAGGCGAUUUUUGAUGCGCCUGACUAUACACAUCAAGCCCGAUGUGAUUUUGCGACUUUCCGGGGGGGGGGGGGGAAACGUGUCCCGGGUGGAAGCGAGAAGACUGAAACGACAGCAGACUGACUGUUUUUCAGUUCUGAGUAGACACUAAUGUUGAGAUGAAGUUGUAGAAGAAUCGAAUCGGGAGAAAGCAUAUUAGCCUUAUGGCUAAUAUAAGCUUUAAGACAGUUCUGCUGUCAUCAAGAGUCCCUGCAUUUGUUUGACAACCACAACUUUUACUCACAUUAUUCUCCAUAAGGUGGCCCAAAUACCACCACAGUGCUCAGCACAGUUAUAACUGCAAAAUCUGUGAAUAAGACAAAAAAAAAGCCAAUAUUCCGUCACUGAAAAUCGCUCUUUAUUCUUCCAAUUAUGUCUUAAACCUGUAUGUUGUGCUCCAGUCCAGAACUGCAUCCUCUGGGGUUUUUAGACUGCUGAAGCUGAGCUGAUUUGACACAGUCUGGUCUAUGGAGAAUUACUUGUUUGCAUCAUUAGCUGUUGCGCUUAUGUCACCAAGUUUCUCUCCUGAUGCAGAAACCUUAUUGGCCCAAAAAGAGAAGGAUGCAUUCAUCGAAUGUGAUUGAAUGUUUUUUUUGUCUCGCACACAAUCAGGCUGAGAUGAUAGCUGGCCUCUUCGAACUAGCUUUUUACACCCUGGGAUGCGAUACGUUGGACAUUUCCUCCUCCACAAAGUGAUAAAUAGGAAGAUCCAAACUCCUGGGAAAGGUUUCCUCAGAUUGAACAUUACCUCUGUAACUUUCACACUGCUCAUUGUCCUUGUGAACCUGCUGUAUAUCCCUCCCCUCCCCACUGUUUCCCACUACAGCAUGAAAUUACAAUCAGUGUGCAGCGGCUCCCCUGAGUCUCAGCUGCUUACUGGUGCAGGAUUCAGCUUUAUGGCGCAGAGGACAACAACUCCAAACCAGCGUGUGCUUACAUAAACGUGUUUUAGGUUUAUCUACUCUCUCUUAUUGAUUAUUGACUGAGUGCACUGUUAAAUGUUUUCACAGUUUCAGUAUGAUUGAUUGAAUGUGGUGUUUUUAUGUCCACAGUGCCUGGAACCCUGCAAAGAUUCAUGGGAGAUGAAGAGGAAGAGCAACUGUAGAGAGCUUUGUGAGGUACGCUGUCACACGUUGUUCUCUGACAGAAAAUAUGCAUGAAGACCAAAGACUUCAAUAAUGCACUCUAACCCUAGUCUAAGGGUCAUCUUUCAAUGAUCUAAAACAAACAGUUCAAAGUUCAAGGUGCAAAGUGAAUCAGGGCGUCUGACUGCUUUUUUUGGUAGUUUAGCGGCACAGAAAUUGAGGUACAGGACACAGAAAGGCAUGAUGUUGGAGAGGGUGCAUUGUGGAGAGCUUGAUGACGGUUUUGGUCUGGAUGGUUUGGCUCUUGCAGCAUUGAGACGAAGCUGGUGGGUGAGGAGACCGUGAUAAGGGUGACCUAGCAGUCUGAAAUCAGCACCACGCUGCAACAUGAAAACCAGCGUCUGCACUCCCUUUGUCCACUAAAUAUCAGAGAUUUUUAUUGAAGUCCAAAAAGACAUUGCAGCUGUGUGCAAAACUUGUCAUGCAAAAGUUUGUGCUAAUAUCGCAUCAAUAUCGGUAUCAGACAAUACUGAAGGCUACAAUAUCGGUAUCGUAUCAGGGGUAAAAAAGUUGUACUGGAACACCCCUAUUUAGGAAACACAACAGGUUUGUCCAUUAAAAAGUUUGCUUGCACAUAUUGUGAAUCGCUCUAACACUUUCUUGCAGAGUUACUAAUAUCUGUCAAACUUGUUCCAAGCUCACAUUAAAUACCUCCAAACUCGGGCACUUAAAUUUGCAUGGACUGCUUUAUUUUGGCAGCCUUUUAAAAGCACAUUUCCAUAUUUUAGCAGCAUUUAUCAAACUUUCUAACACAAAAGGGGGCAGUAAUCAACUUUCUGUGGACGCCAAAGAGCUGAAACAAGCCUGUCCACUCUCUGACUGGUGUGAGCGGCUUUGCAGUGAGCAUGCUGGUUCCAGAUUCCGUAUUUUCUCUGUAAGAAACAGAAACCUGGUGCACAUCUAACGCAUGAAAUUUUGUGUAAUGAUCGCUGGAAAAACAGCUUUGAAAGAAAGAGGUUGCCUAAAGUUUGGCUUCUUUAUUUCAGUCCUGCUUUUAGAGUCUGGAUAUGACAGAUAUUUGAAUUCAGUAACUGUUUUUGUGCUUUUCUGAACUUGACAAGAUACAAAAAACAAUAACAACCUAGGAUCAGCAUCAGGCAUGACUACAAACAAAUAUCAGAUUUAUUCUUUUGUUUAGUCGAGUAGUUUUGAGAGCUAAUACAUCUAAGAAUAAAUCCUUAGAAAGCCUUUUUAUCCUCAGUUGAAUUCCAAAUGUUGCGAAACUUAGAUUUAUGUACUGAUGCUGUAUUUCAUUUGCUUUAAAACCAAGAAGGAUAAGCUGGAUUUGACUUUUAGAUAUUUAAAGUGUUAAAUUUAUUCAUUCAGAUAACUUUAAAAUAAUCAUGAUUCAUCUUCAACUGUGCUGAAUCAGUAGCAAUAACUACACUCGUCUCUUUACUGUAUGCUUGUUAUUUUUCUAUUUCUAUUUCUACCCUUUGAGGCAACAACACCAAACUGCAAGUAUGCCAAACGUAUCCUUUGAGUGUUUUAGUAAAAAUCUGCAAAGAAAAGCAGUCAACAGUGAGAGUAACAACCACUGAAAGUACACUUUCCCUCUGCAGCGAGUCUUUCCCAAGAAGCACUGGGAGUGUGUGACCAGCUGUGAGUUCCUGCAGUCAGUGUUGGCGGUGAAGCAGGGCAGCUGUCCCCCUCCGGAGAAAGCCAGCGGCUUCGCUGCAGCCUGCGUGGAGAGCUGCGACCACGACCGAGACUGCUCCACUCUAAAGAAAUGCUGCUCCAACGGCUGCGGACACACCUGCCAGACCCCCAAAGACCUCUACAAAGGUGAGGAGAGAACGACCAGGGUGUAGGUUUUCAGCAGUUCCUCACAGUCCCAUUCUACAGCCCUAUUCAACCCUUGGACAGUUGUCUUUAGUGACAUGAUGAAAGCUAAUACUAUAAUUAGCUUUCUUACAAGCAUUGCAAUCUGUUAAACCAGUAGUUCUCAAGUCCAGUCCUCGAGGCCCACUGUCCUGCAUGUUUUGGAUGUUUCCCUGCUCCAACACACCUGAUUCAAAUGAUCAGCUCGUUAGUAAGCCAUUACAGAGCUUGAUAACGAGCUGAUCAUUUGAAUCAGAUGUGUGUGGCCUACAUAGUGAGGCUCCAUUGUUGGAGCUUGGAUUGGUUACGUGACGAAAUCUCAUUGUUUCUGAACCUGCCAUUUGGGUCUGCCAGAGAUUCACAGCGAUUUGGAUGAAGAAAUAUUUUUUUUCUAAAUUUACUAAUACUAAUUUUCUCAUGAUAUGUCCUGUCGCAUCAGAAAAAUGCCAUAUGAACAUACAGACAACAAGAAAAACACAUUUUUCAUCAAAAUCUGAUGAAAACAGGAUGAUCAUGUGUGCCAACCGAGCUGUAACUGACAACAUCAAAUCAUAUUUUUUUAUUUAUUUAUUGAAAUAGUUUGUUGUUCCGUAAAGGUCAAAAAAUGGUUGAAAUAUCACUCAGAUGAUAUUCAGAGUCUUGGGUUUUCCACAUCACAAAGAUAUUCAGUUAACAGUCAAAGAGACUGAGAAAAAACAUGUGCAUUAUAAAUGAACAGAAAACAGUUGUAUUAAAAAUGUAAUAAGAGGGAAAAAAAAUCAAAAUUUUUAUCUUCAAAAUGAUGAAAAACAUGAAUCGUAACAAGCUGACACUUGAAAAGCCCUUGAUUGAAAUUUUCUAAUUGCAGAAAAAGGACAGACAGUGAGAUAUUAAAGGUGUCGUGCUUUUUCACCGUCUCAUAACAGCCUGCGUGUCUGAAUAUGUAAAGAAACUCAAACUUUUCAGCCCCUCUGAAUAAUUCCCUUUUUGGCCCCCAUCUCCAGAUUUGGUUCCUCUCUGCAGUUUGAUGCCGAGAAAAGAAACAAGGCUGCUCUGAAGCAGCCGUAUCAUUUUAUUUUUAACAUUUUCUUUCAUUAAAGGUGUUUUUGUCAUAAAUUAUUACCUGCAUGACUCACUGUGACACACUUGUACUGUCAUAAACUUCCUGUCAGCCUGAAUCAGGCGUCGUCUGGCCUCCCCUGGGCCUCCUAUCUGAUGCAUGACGUAACUCCAGGUGGAAAAUCCGUCGCUAACAGACAGCCAGUGUGAGUCAGGUGGAGUUUGUCCUACUUAGGCCUCCGUGGUUGUGAGGUGGAUCAAAGCGAGCCGAGGAGAACAGAUCCUGAGAGCCUGCAGCAGGAUGUUCAGUUCAGACCUCACUGAUAAAAACACUCCAGAUGGGAGAAGAAACUCAUUGUAGCUUUUCACAUAAAGGUGCAGAGAAAAGCUUUAAAUCUCUGCAGAGGGGGAGACGCUGAGUGACCUGACUGACAAGUUUAUGUCCUCUCUGAGGGGACACAGCCCUAACAGCAGAGAGAGGAAUACCACCAGAGUAAGAUGAGUGUAAGAGUUAGUGACCCUAAAAGUUCAGGCGAAACAAAACAGAUACAGAUGCAAAGUUAGAGCAGAAAGAAGAUGGAGCAGUGCAGCUGCAGAUGACACAAGAAAGUACUGCAACAAAAACAAGAGGCAGGAAAGCAAGUAUCACAAGUUUAUAUUGAAAUAAAAAUCCAAAUACUGCAACCCAACGCAGCCAAGCAUCCUCAUGUUGUUCUGCAGUUUUAGUUCAGGUCUUUGAAUGGAUCAUAUUCAGUUUUUGUUUCUUGCAGACUGAAGCCCAAACUGACCUGAUAAAUUACAGGAUUGGUUUUGAAGUCAUGACAAAUUUCAGUUGCGUAUCCUUUGCCAUUGAGCGUUCAGGGUCAUGGCUGCCAAUCAGGGUCUGAUUAACUGCUGUUGUUGGAUGAACAUUUGGCAUGACAGAGACUUCUGUCGGCCAACUACAAGAUACAAGAUUCAAGAUUCAAUACUUUAUGACUCUUCUGACAUGGGAAAUUGUUCCAGUGAGCUCUAUGUAGAGGAACAAACACAUGAAAAUAAAAGUAUCCUUCUCUCUCCUUCUCUCUCUCUCAGGCGCUCCUCUGAAGCCCAGGAAAGAGCUGGGUUUUGCUGAACUCCCCUCCGGUCAGCUGGAGGUGCGAUGGUCAUCCCGCUUCAACAUUUCUGCCGAGCCCGUCGUCUACGUCCUGCAGAGGAGAUGGAACUUCGGCAUCCAGCCCAGCGAGGACAGUGCCACCUCCUGGCAGGUGGUGGCACAGGUAAGCUUGCUGCAAAUGGUGCAUUUGGUGCAUGUGGGAAAAUUCAUGAACUUGUUGGGUAAACGGGAUCUAACCCUAAAUCUAACCGUAAAGGUCCUUUCACACUGGGGCCGUUUUUGUCAUGCGAUUAUUUUGGACGUCAAUAUUUUUUUUCGAACCCGUAUCCUGUCAAUACAAGCGUUCACAUCAGCAACGUUUUCCCAUUCUGCGAUAUUGCGGCAUUUAUUUUUUCAGAUCAUGGUUGAUUUUUCUAAAGUUUCGCAUACUGUGUGAUCACUUCUGACCAUUCAGAUUGCGUGUUGUUGCGAUGUCUGCUUCACCAGUAUAUCCAACAUGGCCGACUGGCUAAUUAUUUACGUGUCUGAGAACAGAGUGCUUUUUGAUAAAAGACACAAAUAUUACAAAGAUAACGACCUGAAGGACAACUUGCGGAGAGUCAUAGUGUCGGAUCUCUCAUAUGAUAGUUUGUGUGCUUUAACAGUUUGCUAAACGUCUUUGUUUUAACUUUCAUCUGUGCUAAUGUAUGCUAACAGUUGUUACCAUAGUUCCAUGUGCUUAUCUUAUUGCCUCUGAUUGGCUAUAAGUGCUGACUGUUUGGCUUGAGCAUGUGAUGACGUUUCCAGCUUUUCUAGCCAAUCAGAGGCGAAGGAGGUGGGACUUUCCCCAGCAAAAGUCUUCCCCGGGAUGCGUCUUUUUCCCCCGGAAAGUCGCAAAAUUGCAGCGGGCUUGAUGUGUAUAGUCAGGCGUGUCAAAAUUCGUCUCCAGAUAUUUCGGACUUUCGCGUUCUAUAUUCGUGUCGGCCCCGGUGUGUAAGGACCAGAACCCUGAAUAACUGACUUUUGUAGACAUAGUUUUUGCCAAACAGACACAAAACAAAUUAUUUCCUCACAAAAUUUCACUGAUACAGUCUUUCUUUGAGUUUGUACUUGAAUUACAAAGGGAAGGCUGCUCUGACUUUAGUUAAAACCCUGAGUUGUCUAAAAAACACUGGAGCCUUCUGGGAAAUGAUUUUAAUUAUAUAUUUUUUUUGCAUUUUGAAAAGCUUGCAAACUCACAAAGGUACGGUGGCCCCUGAGGGUCAGCUGCACAAACAUUUCAUGUCUGUAAAAAGAUUUUAUUAAGCAUGAAAGUAUUUCAGUCAGGACCUCUUCAGUCAAAGACAUUAUUAUUUACAUGAAAUAGGUCAUACAUAAUGAUACGUUUCCCUGUAUGUGGAACGCCAAAGCCUGAAGCGGGAAGAGCAAACCUUCACUCCCUCUUAUAUACAUUUAUGAAACACCUAGGGGCAGAAUCAAACGUCCCAGUAACAGUCCAUAUAACACUGGUGAAAUCAGACAGUGGAAAAAAGGAGAGUCUGAGGUGAAGGCAGGGAGAGCAGCAGCAAAGAGCAUGCUAGCUAACUUAGUUUAAAUAGAACAAAAAUUUUGAUAUUUGACAAGAAGUUUAAGUUUCAUUUUUUCUUUUUUCUGAUUAAAUAAUUUUUGUAUUUAGUGAACAGUUUUUUGCCAUGAAAUGUUUGCGCAUUUAACCUUCAGGGCCACCGUACAAAGACUUACACAUAUGUUAAUAUUCACUGGGUUGAAAAUCUCAGAUCUUAUCUGCAAGAAGAACAAGAAAUGAUAAACCUCCUGCUAUAAAAGCUUUUUUUCAGAGCAUAUUUAAACCGUUGCUGGGCUUUAAAUGCCUUGCACCUCAAAUCAUUUGCAUUUAAACACCUUUUCUCAUCCUGACCUUUCAGACGACAGAGCAGGGAGCUCGGCUCUCUGACAUCCGGCCUGGCCGCUGGUACCAGUUCAGAGUGGCUGCUGUGAACACACACGGGACCAGAGGUUUCACCACGCCAAGCAGACACAUCCACUCCCGCAGAGGUCAGACACACACAGAAUCUUUGUCCUUAAUUAAAAGGAGAGAAUUAAUCAUUAGUAUUAUCAUUAUGUUUGACCAUAAAAGUGUGUCGGUUGUUUUGUCCCCACAGUAAUACCACCUGGUGUUUGUUAUUUUUGUUAUUCUCGGAUACCUUUUAAUAUCAGAGACUAUCAGACUGCUAGAUACAUCUGGUAGAGAAGAAUAUGUCUAACCUGAGUCUCCAGGUUAGACAUUUUUAGUGGAAAUGUGCAGAUUUCAUUAGUUCAACAAUGAAUCCUUUUAAGUAUUUGAUAUGAUAGGUUAAAAAAAAAUAGAGGUUGUGAUUAACUGUGACCCCCCUCCAUCAGACCCCUCCAACCCCCCUGCCCCCUCUGAGCUGAGGGUUGCAAACAUGAGCUUCGGUCCCGGUCGGGCGGUGUCAGCUCGGCUGCUGUGGAGCGUGCCCUCUGACCUGGACGUCCCUGUCCAUCACUACAAAGUGAGCUGGAGCUGGACGGCAGCGGGACAGCAGUCUGCUUCAUCGCUGACCAAGAGGAGGAAGACAGUCAGAGAGGUAAGGACAGACACAGAAAGUGUCUGAUCUGUUCUGUACCCCGGUGUCUUUGCUGCUGCUUCCACAAGCCAUUUUUUGCCAAGAUUUAGGAGAUACGAUACAAUCACUCUGACUGUCUGGAAAGUAAAAACAAAACAAAAAUGUCUGGAAAGUACAGAAAAACUCGUGCCAGUUUCAGGAUUUGGUGUGACCCUGAUGUAAUUCUCCUUGAUGCGUGUCUUAGACACAUAGUGGUGUGUGCAGACUUUCUGAUCUGACGAGGGAUUUUGAGCGAGUCGGAUGUACAUUUUGUGAAUUUAAGGUGGCGUGUCAUGCUAAGUGUUCGCUUCACUGGCUGCCUCCAUGAACCCUUACAAAAAAGCCGCAAGAGAACAAAAAUGCUCAAAGUUAGGAGCAAAGAUUUCAGCUUUUACUUCUUUGAAUGACCAAAAAAUGUCGAGCUGGAUGGUGAAAACAAAAUGCUUGACUCUGUUUUUGUGUUUUCAUGUUUGCAGAGCCAGGUGGAGCUGGACAGCAUGCGGGCUAACAGGAGCUACAGCGUGGAGGUCCAGGCUGUUUCUUACUGGGGUCAAACUCAGCUCAAAGGCCCCCGAGCCAUCCUGCACUUCAGCACACAGCGAGGUACAGAUGCAAACGUUUCUGUAAAAGCAGAAUAAAUAAAUGUCUCCUCUUGGUUUUGUCUGAUCUCCAGGUGUUACACAGUUUGCUUUCACAGGACUGAAAAGACUCUUUCUCCUGCUGGGAUGUAAAUCUUUGAUCAUCAAUGUCUCAAAAGCUUCUUUCCUCCCAGUCACAACCUGAAGAUUUUGAACUCACAAACUUAUCAGUACAGCAGAGCAGAAAAUCCUUUUUACUUUCACCCGAAAUGUCAAGGGGUUUAUUUCAAAGUGACAAGCUGAUAUAUAUAUAUAUAUAUAUAUAUAUAUAUAUAUAUAGAGAGAGAGAGAGAGAGAGAGAAUAAAGACGGAAAUUUACAGAAAAGAAGGAUUUGAGUGAAUACAACUUAAUAUGACAUUGAUGAAAGUGAUUCUUUGGUGCCCGAAGUUCACGCAGGUAUAAACUGGAAUGAUAAACAGAUGUUUUUGUCCGUGCCUACUCCUGAUUCACAAGUUUGAUUAGAAGCUCAGUGGAACCCACGUACCUCUUUAGCAUCAGGUUAGCAGGUUAAAUUCUCUGUGAACAGUUAGCCAUGAAUUAUUUAACAAUACAAGAGUUUUCAAGACCAAACCGGAGCUAACAAGUGGUCAGUUCUUCAAAGCUGCUGCAGCUUGAAGAAGUUUUGGUUCAGGUAAAUUCUUUAGGUUCAAAUACGUGCAAACAUUCAGAUUUAAAGCUGUUGUGAGAAUCUCUUAGUUUGUAUUCGUUCUAUUCUAUUCCUGCUUCCUCUGCAAACCCCCUAACUUCUCCUUCCUCUUCACCGAUGCUGCGUCUGUGGCAGUCUUAGCUGCUGCUCUACCGACCUUGGCUUUUUAGGGAGGUGUAUUCUCCCUGCCUCAGGCUUUGGCGUCUUAUAUAUAGACUUUUUAGGGUACACCACCACCAAAUAUGAAGCUACACAUGAGAAUAUGUGCUUACAUGGUUUUGACCAAGUCUGGUAUAGGGCUUUCAAAAUUGCUCCAGAAUGACGUUUGAAUAUUCGUCCUAAAAAGUAACACAUAGGUUUGAACAUAUUCGAAUAUUCAAAUAUAUACUCGUAUUUAGAAUAUUCGUUGACAGCCCUGGUUUGGUAUGAGUUAUAGACCCAAGAAGGCUGAAGCUGUGUAAAAACUGUCUUAGACCUCAACUACGAGUUCACCUGAAUAAAAAUUAUUCUCAGGAUCUUGAGAGAGUUUCUCAGUCUUGUCCUGUGUUAAGGGUUGUUGGGUAUGUUCACUGUACUGUAGCAUUAGCCGGUGUCCAUCUUUGUAGUUCAAGUUAUAUUUGUCUGUUUUUCAGCUUUUAGCUCCGUCCCAAGGAACCCAACAGGAGACAUCCUAGACGUGGGGACCCCGUUCUAUCAGGACGGACAGCUCAGAGUGCACGUUUACUGGCAGAGCAGCACAGGUAUAAACUCUUUCUAGUGAACAGUUCAAGUUUGAAGGAUUAAUCACUGCUAACCUCCCAAAACCCUUUUCUUAGACCAUCAGGAAGUUCUGUUAAGUAGUGUUUGUUCAUUGUUACAGAAAAGUCAUGCAAUCACUUGUUUUGUGCAGAUCCUUCAGUGGAGUAUUACAGAGUCGAGUGGGGUCCAGAGCACUGUGCACACAACCAGACCAGACCCACAGAGAAGACCAAUGUUCGGGUAAGAAACACUUUCACUUUGAUUUUGUCAUUUUAAAGAUUCAGCGAAAGAGGACAUCUACUUCAGGUCUUCUGAUGGUUUUCUCUUUCUGAUCCAGGAGAGCUUUGUGAGUCUGCAGGGUCUCCUCUUCUCCUGUAAGUACAAAGUCCUCCUCCAGCCGCUCAGUCAGAAGACUCGUCCUCCUGCCGAGAGCACCGUCUUCUUUACCCCGUCUUGUGCCACCAUCCAGGCCAAGAGCCCCAAACCAAUCACCUGUUUCACAGAGAAAGGUGAGUGGAGAGCAACCUUUAAUGAAAUAGAUAAUCCCCCAGAGUUUUGUUGACCCAUACUCCCUCCUUGGUUUUCUCCUCUAGCUCCAACUCAUAAGGUCCUGGUGAAGCCCAUUAACCUGACAGCAGCCUUCGAGGUCCGAGGCGGGAACAUGACAGCCAUCUUUAGCUGGGAUCUGUCCCCGCCCCCUUACUACCAGCAGCUGACUGGUUACCAGGUGACGUGGGCGGAGGUCAUCCAGACGAACCGACCUAACAGCAACAAGCUGCCGCACAGCCUCAUCUCUCAGUCUCAGAUCCUUCCACCGGUCAGUCAGAGAUCUUCUUUAAUCCUCUACUUCUCAAGUCGUGGUUCUUGUGGUUCUCAAGUCCAGUCCUCGAGGCCUACUGUUCUGCAUGUUUUGGGUGUUUCCCUGCUCCAACACACCUGAUUCAAAUGAUUAGCUUGUUAGUAAGCCAUUACAGAGCUUGAUAAUGAGCUGAUCAUUUGAAUCAGGUGUGCUGGAGCAGGGAAACAUCCAAAACAUGCAGGACAGUGGGCCUCGAAGACUGGACUUGAGAACCACUGCUCUUCUUUAUUCUUUUUCGACUUUUAUUUCUUAGAGUUUGACCAUCACUUCUCCUUCUUUUACUCCGUCUCUGUCCUCAAAAAGUCUUUCCCUAAUAUGUUUCCACUUCUUCUACCUCUUUAGGUUUAAUCCGACUUUUUCUCGUCUCUCUGUUUCGUUGAGUCAUCCUCUCAUCGAUUCGCUCUGAGCAGGGAUGAGCUAAAGACAUGAAACUUUGCCCUCUGUCUGGAAAAGCUGUGCAAAUGUUUGAGCAGGAAUAUGACCUCAAUCAGCCUUAUUUUGAGGUUAUUAUAUAUCUGUAAUUUUUUACUUUGAGCGGACACACCCUCACUGUGAGUCAGACGAGGUUUUCGAACACACAUCCAGCUGAACUCAGUCGAACAAAAACCUCUUUUCCUCUGAAGUUGUUGGAUGGUGGAGGAUAUUUUGUUGAAAGACAGAAAAACCCAUGUUUGAAUUAUACUGAAAAGGAUGAAAAUAUGUUUUUUUGACUUUCUGUUUCUAAAUGAACUGAACUUUAAACACUCUGGCUUUGUAGAAAAAAUAGAAAAAUAAGAAGAUUAACUCCACAAAAUGGACAAAGAAAUGACAAAUCUGACAUGAAACAGCUGGGUUAAGUCAAGUACAUAUUUGAUAUGAUAAUGAGAAUUAUUUUACAAGCAAAGGGAAGCGCUAAGAACAGUCAAACUUUUUCUUUUUAAUUUUCCAAUUCUUGAUUGAAUCCUCAGUUUCUGUUUGUUUGUUUGUUUGUUAAGCUGGUUGGUCGGUUGGUUUCAGCCUCUCCCUUUUUCAAUUUCUUGCCUUUUUAGCAGUCAGAUUUGUUCCCCUGCAGAUGAAUCUCCGGGUUCACUGAGCUGACAAACAUUUCCAAAACCUUCAGAUUGCAGCUUCCCUCCAAUUUCACACACCUUGAGCAGGUUUGAAACUUUGUCUCCUGCCUCUUCUCUUUCUGUCUCUAAGAUUCUUUAUUCUUUCUUUUCUUUUUCAGGAGGCGAACGUCCUGGUGGUGACAGACCUCCACCCUGACAGCCUGUACAGACUGGAGGUGCAGGCUAUCACAGCGGAGGGAGAAGGUCCGGCAGCAUCCAGAACCUUCCAGACUCCUGGAAACCAAAGCACCCUGAGACACAGUAAGACAUGAGACAGAUUAGAGAUGAAAACACAACUAUUCCAGAAGAGUUGAGACGCUGUGUGAAAUGUUCAUUAAAACAUCUUUCCCGCCCUUCAGGACCGAGGCUGAGGAAGCUCCACCAAAACAUGCCAAUCAUCGAGAGGCACUGAACCCAGACAGCCAAUCAGCAUGCAUGAACCAAGACUCCCAUACUCCCAAACUCAGGACUACCGGAAAAUCGCCAAACAACGAGCCUCUACAUGAAUUCUCUCUGUGUGCAAUACCUGACUGGACUGAGCUGUUAUUGAUGAAGCUCCUCUGACCCCCACACCAUCAUUACUCUGCGUGAGCAAACAGGCCAGAGUUAACACAUAAAUCAAUCCCUGAACAACCACGGUCUCAUUGAUUUGUACUAACAGUACAGUUAGUAUGACAUUCAGAUUAAAUGGAUUAACUCCACACAAGAUCAAACAUGUUCUGCUGCUGUUUCCUCUUUAAAAAAAAGGAUACAUUUAUGCAACCUGCACCCAGUAAUGAAGUUUUUCCUCCCUUUGACUCCCAGCUGAGAGAUAAAUCUCAGCUCUUGUGUGUGAUAUGUGGGUGUGCAUCAUAAUAGCAUGUAAAAAAAACAACCCUGUAACCUUUAGGGCUGGGUACAAAUUUUUAAGAGGUGCAAAUAUAAAAAAAUAAAGAUACAAUUUAGCAUUUUUACCCAAUCUGCAUUUAGCAGAAACCUCCUCAAUGCUGUUAGGACGAUAAAUAACCAUAAUACUUCCAAAAACACCACUGUGCUCUCCGCCUAAAUUACUGUCUGAAUAUUCUUGAAACAACAUAAAAUAUUUCACGGUUAAAGGUAGGGUUGGUAAUCAGGGCAAACUAGCAUGAAUUUGAAUGUAGCAUCAUACACCAGUGCUGCUGUCUGGUGAUUCAAAACCACAGACUCAAAACUUUGGGACUUAAGAUUGGGAAGUUUUUGCACAGAAGGGAUGAAGAAGGUAAUGCUAGCAUGGGGAUGACCACGUAACUAGCAUCAUGGCUAAAUACUUGAUCAAGAUUAAAAAUCGCCCUGAAGCAAACCCUCAGCGUACCUUUCCAACAGAAAAUGAGCGACCAUGGCAUCACUUUUAAAGCCCUUGACCUCUUUCAAGGUCCUUACACACCGGAGCCGACGCGCAUAUAGAACACAAAAUAACGAAAUAUUCGGAGGAGAAUUUUGACGGGCUUGACUAUACACAUCAAGCCCGAUGCGAUUUUGCGACUUUCCGGGGGGGAAAAAAGACGCGGCCUGGGUGGAAGCGAGAAGACUGACAAAAUAGCAGACUGACUGUUUUUCAGUUCCGAUUAGACACUAGUGUUGAGAUGACUGUCUGUCAUGAUAGCAUGUACUGAGUCGGGGCCAGUACCAGAUAAGCACAUUAAACUAUAAUCCAUAAAUGUAAGGUAACAACUGAGACCUGAUGGUGCUGUGACAGCAACGUGAUUGAGUUUGAGACAGUGAAAAUACAUAUGGUAUGUUGUAUCUGAACAGGUUAGCUUACGAGCUAAAGUUACUUAGCACAGAUAAAAGUUAAAACAAAGAUGUUUAGCAAACUGUUAAAGCACACAAACUAUCGUCAUAUGAGAGAUCCAACGCUAUGACUCUCCACAAGUUGUCCUUUAGGUCGUUAUCUUUGUAAUGUUUGUGUCUUUUAUCAAAAAGCACUCUGUUCUCCGACAAGUAAACAAUCAGCCGGUCGGCCAUGUUGGAUAUACCGGUGAAUUUGACGUCGCAACAACACGAAAUCUGAUUGGUCAGAAGUGGACACACAGUAUGCGAAACUUUAGAAAAAUCGACCAUGAUCCGAAAAAAUAAAUGCCACAAUAUCGCAGGACAGGAAAACGUCGCUGAUGUGAACGUUUGUAUUGACAGGAUACGGGUUCGAAAAAAAAUACUGACGUCUGAAAUAAUCACAGGUAAAAACGGUCCCUGUGUGAAAGGACCUUCAGUUCUCUACAUCGCUUAAAAGCUGUCCGGAUGUUGACUUUCAUUUUCGCCCUUGCCUUCUCCAAACUCUGUCCCAGCUAUGUGCAUUGAAUCAGGGCCAGUGAUUCGAUGCAGCGACAUGUAUGCGCAGGAGGCACGCACAGGGUUUGAUUGGUUUAAAAAUGUGGGACCCACAUGAUUUGAUUGGUUGGUGUUUUCCCAGUUUUACUCUUGUUGUAGAUAGCGGCUAUGGUUCACUUUUUUUUAAAGUUGCCAUUGGAACAUAAAUCUCAUUUUAAACAGAAUAACAAAAAGUGUAUCGAAAUCAGAUUACCAACCCUAACUUUAAGGCACUAUACUUUUAAACCAACUGGUUACGUCUAUUUCUUUGAAUUCCUUUGACCUCCAGUUCAGGCAAAAGUCCUUAUCGAUACCCAGCCCAACACCCUGCUGCAUCGCCCCUUUAACAGAAAUGCAUGAAAACACCCAAAUAGUCAAAGUGUCAUUCAGUGGUACCUGCACUGUAAAUGUUCAAGUCCUGUAGUUCCCUGUAAUGUGUAAAUUCUGUAUAAAACGUCUGUCUGUAUUUAUUAAUUGUGGUUUAUUUGUACUACAUGUGUUCUGUGUGUAUGUGCUCAGCCUUUUGUAAACCUCUAGAGAUCCUGUACAAAGAUGUUUUAUAACUAAAGAUAAAUUCCUGUCGAUAUGUGCACAGCUCUGUUUUUAUUCCUCAUUAUUUGAUGUUUUUUUCUCUCUCUCUCUCUCUUUCUCUCUCCGUGUCCUCAUCAGCAUUUUAUUUCAGCGCCCAGCAGUGACCUUUGUCUGCUGUGAGGGUUUUUAAUGAUUGUGUAUCCGAGGCUGUAUUCCUGCGGGUAGACGCAAAGCCAUGAGAAAACAAAGAUCUGCUCUCUAAUUCUACCUCCAUUACUCUGGAGUUGGUGCGCAAACAAAAGGUUUGAAGAGGGCUCCAGGGAUACAGUGUGUUUAAUAAGGAUGUGUGUGUGUCCUUCUGCUUAAACACAAACACACACUGUUGGCUAGAAACUCUCAGGGAUAAACAAUGGUUGUCUCCGGCUUUAUUUCUCAUCUGCACACAUUAUUUUUUUUUAACUCAGUGUGUGUUUAGCAGGUUCAUGGAGGGAUGUUUAUACUUAUCACACAUUUUUACACACCAUUAAAAAGAGCUGGAACUCAGUUAUUUACAUACAUGUUAUAUGUUGGGUGGUUCCCUGCCUUUCUUUGAGCCUGAGGCGGGAGGAGCACACUUUCAUAUAUGUACAUGCCGGUGCAGGGAGAGCUUCGCAAAGAGCUCAAGGUGCAAAACAACCAAGGCAUCAUAAUUCAUAAAAAAUAGGAGCAGGAACUUUUUCUUUUAAGACCAUUAGAGCAGACACUCGCCUUUUUAAGAGGAACUGCCUUGAACAUAUCGAUUUUUUAACCUUUGAAUUUCUUACAAACACAUCCCUGUUUGGCUGAAGUGAAGUUUUAUCACUAAUGGCUCUCUAUAGCAAACAAACACCAGUUGUCGUACCUCUUGUGGCUGCUUCAGAUUGUUCGUGCCUGUAAUUUUCUGCUACGGACUCCAGAGAGGCUGCAGAUCCUGCCGGGCUGUUUUCAUAUAUUGCACCACAUCCCAUGCAUGGUGUGAUCGUUCAGAAGCGCCCCCUCUCCGAACUCGAAAACUGGCCGAUGUCGAGAUGGAAAAACAGAAUUGGAUGUUUGAUGUGUUUAGCAUCAAAGGCGAUACAUUUCCUCCUUGAAAUAGACCGUGAGAAAUGUGCAUUUUAAAGGAACGGGAACGAGACAGAGACCUGCUGUGUCGGUCGGGGUCAGUGUGCAGCAGAGUGGGGAAUGUUUUAUGUCUACAUAUCAUCAGGAAUGCAUCUAUUGUUUUUGAUCCUACUCUGUUUUCAUCUCUAAUGCAUGCUGGGAUCAUGUUUGUGGACAAUAGAACAAUAUUCAGAAGGAGCUCCAGCUCUUGUCCUGUUUGGAUGAGUAUCCCUGUUCACGCAGGCAUGGUAACGAUGGCGCUUUCUUCUCUUGCCUGCCUUAUUUAACUAAUCUAAGAACAGCUUUAAUAAUUAGUUUUAGGCUUUUCUUGAAUGACAUGAAUUACAGCAGUAUUCUUCAGAUUAAUAUUAAGAAUAUGCGUACAUUUAAGUUCUGCAGUAUGGUCGUAUUUCACACUUAGUAGUCACAGUUUACUCUCCAAGAAAAGCCUUUUUAGAAGUUUGGCAAGAAGUAGAAGAACAAAACCCUCGAGUUUCUACUGUUGAACAAUUGGCAGAACUCCAAAGCAGACCUGUUUUUGAGCUGGGAACCAUUUUUCCAACAAUCUUGAUGUUCACUCUUGAGUUAAAGAGUCAAACUUUAUUCUAAAGACAAAAAAAAAAAGUCACAAAAAGGAAAUGCAGCUUCUUAAAAUCACUUAAAAAAGUUUCCACAACAUCGACUGCAGAACCCUAAAGCA